Dunckerocampus dactyliophorus (ringed pipefish) is the source of this 3503-nucleotide messenger RNA. RefSeq names its product protein phosphatase 1 regulatory subunit 3A-like. The record is from RefSeq and is a predicted model, not a curated record. Lineage: Eukaryota; Metazoa; Chordata; Actinopteri; Syngnathiformes; Syngnathidae. Bases 50 to 3214 code for a protein of 1054 amino acids. The transcript has 4 exons. Gene Ontology annotation, biological process: regulation of glycogen biosynthetic process. Gene Ontology annotation, molecular function: protein phosphatase 1 binding; glycogen binding. Gene Ontology annotation, cellular component: protein phosphatase type 1 complex.
UGAGGCUUGGCCAGUCGGCUUCCCGUCCACUCUCCCGCCAAGAGCCCCCAUGGAGUCUCAGGGACAAUCAAGACCUUCCGGGGCCUACAGCCUCCUUGUGCCGGGAUUGGACUCCCCAGACGUGGACGAGGAUGAUGGCGAGGUGGUGAUCGGCAUUCGGCCCAAGUCCUCUCCUCUCCCGCGCAGAAGGAGCUCCGUCACUGACGAGGACUCGGAGCCAGACUCCCCACCGCCUUCUGCGUCCAGGAGGGUGUCCUUUGCAGACGCCAAGGGUCUAAGUUUGGUGCAAGUGAAGGAGUUUGAUUUGUGGGAUGUGCCCAAGCUACCAGGAUUCGAGUCCCAAGAAGAUGACAUAGUGCUUACAGAGGACUACUUCCUGUCUCCUCUGACAUUUCACUCCCCAUUGUCUCCUGAGGAUCUGCUGGUGAGGGUCCAGGAGCAGAAAAUAGAGCUUGAGUCCCUCGAGUUGAUCCCAGGAACGAGCACGCUGAAAGGGGUUAUCCGUGUCCUCAACUUGUCCUUCCAUAAAGCAGUCUAUGUGCGAACCACUUUGGACGGCUGGGCCAGCCACUUUGACCUCCUGACAGAGUACAGCCCCGGUUCCGACAACCCUCAGAUGGACUGCUUCACCUUUAAGCUCACCUUAGUGCCGCCAUUCCUGGAGCAGGGAUCCCGUCUUGACUUUUGUCUGAGGUACGAGACCCCCUUGGGAACAUUCUGGGCCAACAAUGGCAACAGGAACUACGUGGUGCUCUGCCAGCAGAGAGUGAAGCAGACGGAGAUCCCCCAGAAGGAGAUGACACAGAAGAAAAGUUGCCUAAAGACAAUCAGCCAAAACUAUGUGGAAAACUCUUGGGAAACACCAUUGCAGGAAAAUCUGUCAUCAGUUGUACCAACAACUGGGGAAAAAGACGACUCUGGGAGAGCUGUUCGACUUCCUGAUGCCUGGUCAGAGGAAGAUGGAAAGAAUUUACAGGCCGAAAACCGGCGCAACUGCAGUCGAAAAAAACGGCGAAAGGCGGCCCGGAUGGCUCGGGUGAAGGACUACUUUUCUCAAAGAGAUGGCGCCACCCUAAACGAUCCAGGUGAUGUAUCGCCUCCAGAGGACAAAACAGUCACCAAAGAAGAAAUUUCCAUUGGAAAUCAGGAAAAUGUGCAAAAAGAGAACCGAAAACUAGGCGACUCAUUUAGUGAUGAGGUACUGAUGGAACACAAGAUGAAAAAAAUAGAACCAGAGACACCCUUGGACGUCUGUGUGGCUUCAUUACCAGGAGGAGACAGGAGCAGAGACAUGUCCAAUCCUGAGCCUCCUCCCGCUGAACAUUUUAACAUGUUUGAGGCUGAGGGUGCGGUGUUUGAAAACAGUCACUUGACACUUCCAGAAGAGACAGCUCCUCACACAGAGGAAGAAGACGCUUCAACAGAACGUGAAGCACUUCAGGAAAACACCGAUAGUGACUCAACACAAGAGUGCUUUGACAUCUCAGUGAAUGUUCCUCUCCUUGCGAAGGAUGCUUGCAAUGGUCCUGAGGUGCUCGAAGAUGUUUCUGAAAGUCAGGCAUCAGGUGAAAUAAGUAUCAACAAAAGUGAUGUAGUAGCAGGGGGCUCACAAACCACUCCACCAACAUACCUGCCAGUAAGUGAAGCUUCAGGUGAAACGCAGAAAGACACCCCGCUUCUGUCGCCUUCUCAAUUAGAUCACGACAACGUGGAUCACCAGGCCGGUUCGGACCUGGCAGAAGAUGCUGAGGCUUCAAACGAUCCCGGAGUUAUUAAUUACACAGCCAUCAAUGAACAUGAGAACAUCUGCAAUUCUUGUGUCGGACCCGAGGAGGAAGAGGUUGUUGAAAUACCUCAGACAUUUCCGCAAACUCCCGAGGAACCUUGCAAGGCCAGGCCCGAUUUCCAUGAAGUUGAGGUUGGAGGCAAAGAUGCUGAACCAAUCACGUUCAACCGAUCACACUUGACCAAAAAUCCAAAUGAAGAGACAUUUGGCUACACUGAGAAUAUUGAGGUCAAAGACCGGGAAAUGAUGAACAAGGAGGAGGAAAUGAAGAUAUUACCAGAUGAAGAAGGACAGAAACAUGACCACCUGAUAGAAGAAACUGAGGCCGUCACAUCAACUGAGGCAGAAGAGCUUGUGCCAUCCCAGAGCAAGAUCAAAACUGGAGAAGAGGAGCAUGUGGAGAGCGUUAUGUUUGAAGACUUUGAAGCCACAAAGCUGGAAAAGCAAGCUGGAGAAGUUACACAGAGAACUUCAGAAACGCUGCAAGACUUUGUAAAGAUGGAAGAAGGCAAAAUGGAGGUUGAGAUGUUGGAGAAGGUUGAUGAUGAAGAUGAGGUGGUUACAGAUGAGCGAGAUGAAGAUAUGCAGCAUUCACAGCACGUUGAUGUGGAAGAAAGCACACAAGAUGAAGUCCAGAGGUUGGAGUUCAGUCAUAGCAAGCUUGAGGAUGCUCUACUGAAUCGUUUACACAAGGAUGAUGGAUCCAGACAAGAUGCAAAAGAAGAACUAAAAGCAGUCCAGAGGUUGGAGUUUGAUCCUAGCAAGCUUGAGGAUGCUCUUCUGAAUCAUCUACAGGAGGAUGAUGGAUUCAGAGAAUAUCAAAGUGAAAAACCAGCUGCUAGGACCCCAGAUGAAACGGAUCUCCAAGAUGAUGGGGAAAAGACUGCGACACUGCAUGGCCAAGACGCGAACGAAGAACCCUGGAGCGGCCAAACGAGCAAUGAGAGCAACGAGAGCGAUUCGGAUGACGAGGUGGAGCUGUACAUGCACUGCCUGCGGGCGGUCCACACCGGCGCACGUCCCGCCAAAGAACAGCAAGCCGAUGUGGUUUUUAACCCAAGUAAAAGGACCUCUAUCAGCCGAAGCAAGCCGCUGUCCACACCUAUGCCGUCCAUCAGCGAGGCUGCAGAUGAGGAACAUCUCGGCUGCCUUCAGGAGAGCCGUGACAGUAUACAAGCAGCGGAUGUCCACGUUCAGCCACAGUCAAGAGAGCCUCCGAGCACUAUCAGAAAGGCGUCCUGGUGGAGAGAGACUUGUUCCUGUGGUUGCAUCUCCAAAACUUUGCUGUUUGCCACCUUGUUAGUGGUGUUUGUAGUCACAGCUUACUAUUACGACUUUCUGGCCUGUUUUGGCCUCUACUUGAUUUCUGUGGUUUGGCUCUUGUGCCAAGGAGAAAAACAUCCCAUGAAAGAUGACACAAAGGGCUGAAUUAACAAAUGAAACCACGUUAAACAUUCACAUCAACAUUUAUAUGAAGAAAAAGCAUUUCCUUGUCUUCUAUUUUUGAUUAAUUCUCUCAAACUGUGGACGCCACGCCAUGCCAAUUAACAGCCAAGUGUGUCGUUCACUUGUUUAAUGCCUCAUGUCAAACAAUAGUAGGUGGUUGUAUUUGACUAACAAUGUGUAACAAUGACAAAAAAUAUAUACCUUGACUGGCAAACCAAUAUCGAAUCAAAUUUUUUGGAAGCACUAUGUUUUUUAAUUGGACAUCCGGAAU